AGGCUAGCCCCGCGAGCCCGACAGAAGUGAACCAGUUCACCCGGUGCCUGAGACGGAGCCGGGAGCCACGGCCAGAAGCUCGGCCCCAGACUUUUCCCAAAAGGACCGAUUGGUCUCGGGUGGAUUCGAACUUGCGAACUGAAAGCCCCCCGAGGGCGGGGGAGGUGGGGGACGGAAGAGGUGGUGGUGGUAGAGGAAAAGGAGCCAGAGGACGAAGGAGGGGGCCCUUCGGAAGCCGGAGGCGCAUCCGCGGGGCGGGGCGGACUGGGUAGGGGAGUGGGCGGAGGCACCCUGGAACUGAGGAGCGACGCCCACCUACGGGGGCGGGGGAGCUGCGGUGAGCGGAGCUCGCUCUUAGAGGCCUCCACUGAGUUUGCGCAAGGCUUCUAGUCCUCCCCUCGCUUACAGGGUUGAGCCACACGUAGUCAGCCUAGCGCCUCUGCGCGUGACGUCACCAUCGUCCCCGUCCCUCCCCCCGACGUCCCCCUACGUCCCCGCCGCGUCGCUUGGGUCGGGCUGGCCGCGGGUGCUGCCGCCAUUUUGCUCUCGCUGAGCUGAGGCGGCUGCUUUCCCGAAGUCCGCUAGUACCCGGAGUAGGAGAGACACGCGAGGCCCUCGCCGCGGGCGGAAACCCCUUGUCGCCGCCGCCUCCUCCGCCAUCAUGCCGUCGUCGCCGCUGCGAGUGGCCGUGGUGUGUUCGAGUAACCAGAACCGGAGCAUGGAGGCGCACAACAUCCUCAGCAAACGAGGAUUUAGUGUCAGAUCCUUUGGAACAGGAACUCAUGUGAAACUCCCAGGACCAGCACCAGACAAGCCGAAUGUUUAUGAUUUCAAAACAACAUAUGAUCAGAUGUACAAUGAUCUUCUUAGGAAAGACAAAGAACUCUAUACGCAAAAUGGUAUUUUGCACAUGUUGGACAGAAAUAAGAGAAUCAAGCCCCGGCCCGAAAGAUUCCAGAACUGUAAAGACUUGUUUGAUCUCAUCCUCACCUGUGAAGAGAGAGUCUAUGACCAGGUAGUAGAAGAUCUAAAUUCCAGAGAGCAAGAGACCUGCCAGCCGGUGCAUGUGAUUAAUGUGGACAUUCAGGACAACCACGAAGAAGCCACAUUAGGAGCCUUUCUCAUUUGUGAGCUCUGCCAGUGUAUUCAGCACACAGAAGACAUGGAGAACGAGAUAGAUGAGCUGUUACAGGAGUUUGAGGAGAAAAGCAGCAGGACUUUCCUCCACACGGUCUGCUUUUACUGAAGCCUCGGUGGCUUCCCAGGCCUUAGAGUCUAAUGAAGCCUGUCAAGUUUUCUGACUUCCCUGCUCUCCCUGAAGACCAUCUUCGAAUCUUCCUUUUGUUAAUACUUUUUUCCUUCAUGGUGUUUGUUUUGACUUUUAGGUAUUCUGCCGGGAGGAGGCAGUACUACCCAAAUAAACUGUACAUAUACAAUGAGAAGAGAGAGAUACAUAGAGGCCGUAUAAAAAAAUCAAGGUUUUUCCCUAUCCCACUUUUCCUUGUUAUAAGUGGGAUGUUAAUUAUAAUAAGGAUUUUUUCUUUUAAUGAAAAAAGGUUUAUAUUGUAUUCCCCCCAUCCCUGGGCUUAUUCAUUUCCUUGGUUGUGCAUUUUUCUUUCCUGUAAUUAGCUGGAGUAUACAAAGACCUGAAUGAAACAAUGGAGUGUAUAUGACUAGGUAUGAACUUGGAAGUAUCCAAUCAAAAGUGCCAGCAGGCUGCCCUCUGCCUUCUGAACAGAAGGGUUCAUUGCUCCCUUUUUCUGAACCUGGAUCCAGUCAUGUUGCACUAAGGAGAGGUUGUUGAUUGAAAACCUGGAUUCAGAAGCCGUUCUGAAAAAGGGACCUUGACAGAGAGUGAACAGGGGAACAGCAGCAGAGCCACCACUGACUGGCCGGGGUUGGCCAACAGACAUCCCCAGGGACUGCGGCCCCCCUCUUCACUCACAAACGUUGCCCAUGUUGCCAUUGGACGGACAAGUCUGGUCUUGGUUCAGCACAGACUCCAAGCAAACCUUAUUGUGUUGGUUUUGUUUUGUUUAUGGAUUUUAAGAAAUGACAAGUUCCCGGAAGGGUUUCUUGUUUUCUGACUAAGAGAAUCUUCCAAGCAGAAGAGCCUCCUUAGGUUCUGAAGGUGGGAUGCCUGAUCCCCUGGGACCGCUGCUUAGCGCUUCACUUCAGCCUGGCGGCACCUCACGUCUCCUCACCUUUUUUGUAUCUUUCUUGUUUGCUGCUCAGAGCAUCCAAGAUGCUCCCCUCAUGCUGGAUGAACUGACCGGAAGAGAGCUUCAAUUCAGAAGCCCUGAUGCUCUACCCAGUUGGGACCGGUCCAUGAUGGGGCCCGACUUCCUGACUCUUCUGAAGCCUGUGGAGAGACCGUGAGCAGCGGCUUUCUGGAGAGCCCUGGAAGGGGAUGGUGGAAAAGUCUUUGGCAUCUAUCCAUUCCCAGAGGUCCAGGAUGGGGCCUUAGAACGGCUUUUCCUUAACUCUCGCUGGUCUGUCCAACACAAGCUCAUCUAUUUUCCUGUCUCUAAUGUCAGCCUUUGUUACCUUGUGAGGUAAUAAACUCCUGACUUAAUAAAUUAAAGAAAGAAUUAAAA
Messenger RNA from Monodelphis domestica (gray short-tailed opossum), 2597 nucleotides. It is a transcript of the gene SSU72, whose product is annotated as SSU72 homolog, RNA polymerase II CTD phosphatase. Gene Ontology annotation, molecular function: phosphoprotein phosphatase activity. Gene Ontology annotation, biological process: mRNA processing. NCBI's taxonomy places the organism in Eukaryota, Metazoa, Chordata, Mammalia, Didelphimorphia, Didelphidae. Gene Ontology annotation, cellular component: nucleus. The record is from RefSeq and is a predicted model, not a curated record.